Molecule: messenger RNA, 1045 nt
Organism: Pseudogymnoascus destructans
Lineage: Eukaryota; Fungi; Ascomycota; Leotiomycetes; Thelebolales; Thelebolaceae
Exons: 2
Coding region: 82-1002 (306 amino acids)
Source: RefSeq, a predicted model, not a curated record
CCCUCCCCUUCCCCUCCUCUCCCCCUCGCCCACGUCCUUGGCCCCACCCCUAUACCCUCAUCCCACUCACCCUCCUACACCAUGGCAGAAACAUCCGACAGAGACUUCGCCAUCGAAUAUGUCUGCGCAAAACGGAUGCAUCGAUCGUUUACGAUUCCGGGGACUGAGACGCGCAAGCCGCUAAAAGUCACCUAUGCGAUAGCAGGGCUAGAGAAUGACGAUGCGCCGACGGUGGUUUUUAUAUCGGGCAUGUAUGGGAUGAGGUGGGUUGCGUUGCUGUGGCAUGCUGUUGCGGUUAGGGUUGGGGUUAGGUUGGUUUGUGUUGAUCGACCCUCGUUUGGAGGUAGCACACCCGUCCCGCUAUCAGAAAGGAUAGACACCUGGCUCCUCACCCUCCCGCCUCUCGUGGACCACCUGGGAUGUAGACACAUCGUCCCCCUCGCCGCCUCAGCCGGGACAAUCUACCUCCUCAACACCCUGCACCACCUCCCCGAGCUCCUCCCCCCCGCCUCCCCCUACGCCGCCAUCCUAACACCCUGGGUGCAUCCGCGGGAUUCUGGGGCGGGGAUCAUGUCGUUUGUGGCGUCGGAUUGGAUGCCUAAAUUCCUCGUCGCCAACCACUGGGACGCCCUCAGCGGGUUUGUGGCUACGAAGCUCUUGCCAGCGUUCGCGGCUAGUGGGGGCGUGAUGGAGGGGAUUGCGGCGCUGGGGGGGGGCCUAUCGAAUCCUGCUGGUGCGCGGAGCGGGGGGGGGGAUGAGGAAGAUGACGAGGCGGCGAUGAAAGCCUUCGGAAUGACGAGGGCGAGGAGGAGCGAGGUCCAGAAGUUGGGGUUGAAAAUGAUGUUCACCGAAGAAACCAGCGGCGCCAACGCCGAAGCCCUCCUCUGUUCCCAAAAAGGCCCCGCUCCAGAAAUAAGCUGGGGCGUCUGCAACGACUACCGCACCUUCGUCCCUCUCCUAUCCGAGCAGUGGGAGGCCCGCGGUGGCGGGGGGGGAAGUUAAAAGUGCAAGCAUUCUUUGCAGAGGAUGAUGCGAUGAUUGGGGG